UGGUCUAGCUGCCUAGCUGCCUAGGGGUAGUAGACAUCUUCUAGUCGGAUACUCCCAACCGCAGAACGCGUGCUUCUUGUAUAUUAUUUUUGGGAAAAAGAAGCAGAGUCUAUCAACGCUAAUUCGUAGCUCCUAAUCGCACUUCGAUGGAAUUGAAUUUGAUGUUCAGAGUGAACGUAGUAAAGUAGAGAGACAUAUGGGAUAGUGGUUUUACCCGUGGCGAUAAGAUAUAGAUCAGAAACUGUAAUCAUUGCAUAAAUAGAACCUUUGUGCCAUUGUGAGCAACCACUCGCUAACUUCAGCAUGUUGAGAGCUCUGGUAUUUGCCUGUUCGGCUCUGGCCGUGAUCUCGGCGGCUCCGCAGUCCUCGCCGACGGGACGCGUUGUUGGAGGCGACGAUGCAAUAGCUACCCAGUUCCCACAUCAGAUCUCGCUGCGCUACAAGGGAUCCCACAUUUGCGGCGGCUCCAUUGUUGCCCGAGACUACGUGCUGACCGCAGCCCACUGCGUCACCGAAGAAGAAGCCGACGGCACUUUGGUUCCCACGCCUGCCAGCAUGCUGAGCAUUCGGGCAGGCACCCUGGAUCGCUUCGUUGGCGGCAUGGUCAGGAACGUGGUCAAUGUGCGAGUGCAUGAGGAUUACAAUAGCUUCUGGAACGAUUUGGCGCUCCUUAAGCUGGAAACCUCUCUCAUCUAUUCCAGCCAGAUACGCGCCAUUCCACUGGCCAGCGUCGAGACACCUGUCGGCAGUCCAGUCAUCAUCUCCGGCUGGGGCAGGCUGUGGCACGAGGGCGACUUGCCACGCCAGCUGCAGUUCAAUACGCUCAGCUCCAUAUCGAAAAGAGAUUGCUUAACCUCCAUCGCAGUCUACAGAGACAGCAUGCUCUGUCUGGCGCAUGAGCAGAACAAUGGAGCCUGCAAUGGCGACUCUGGCGGCCCGGCCAUCUACAAUGGUGAGCUAGUAGGCGUGGCCGGCUUUGUUGUCAACGGGUGCGGCUCCUCCAAGCCCGAUGGCUAUGCCAAGGUUUUCUACCAUCGCGACUGGAUCAUAAAGCAUGCCAACUUGUAGAGCAAGCGAUAUUACACAAUAAAUAAACUGACUCAAAUCUUUAGAAGAACCAAGAAAAAAUGAAUGAAGAGAUUUGUGGGUUUCUUCCAGUUUGACGCAAGUUGGAAUCUGAGAUAGGACAAUCUUCUUUUAGCUAUUCAUGGCCCACUUAUGUAGAACUGCAUGGAACUGUCCACAUAAUCCAUAAUUCUUAAAAAGGCAAGAUAAACUAUUUCCCAAUUGCAAGCAGCGUCAGUUUCUCCCACCCAAGAUAAGUUAUACUUCUAAGAAGUCAACUAGACUCAGACCGAAAGUCCAACUUCUG
Molecule: messenger RNA, 1372 nt
Organism: Drosophila hydei
Lineage: Eukaryota; Metazoa; Arthropoda; Insecta; Diptera; Drosophilidae
Product: serine protease SP24D-like
Exons: 2
Coding region: 304-1068 (254 amino acids)
Biological process (GO): proteolysis
Molecular function (GO): serine-type endopeptidase activity
Source: RefSeq, a predicted model, not a curated record